Coprinopsis cinerea okayama7#130 is the source of this 3879-nucleotide messenger RNA. RefSeq names its product oligopeptide transporter. The record is from RefSeq and is a predicted model, not a curated record. Bases 1 to 3879 code for a protein of 1292 amino acids. Gene Ontology annotation, molecular function: oligopeptide transmembrane transporter activity. Gene Ontology annotation, biological process: transmembrane transport. The transcript has 11 exons. Lineage: Eukaryota; Fungi; Basidiomycota; Agaricomycetes; Agaricales; Psathyrellaceae.
AUGUCGCAGCCUUUUUCAUACAACCCCCCGCCUACGUCGAGCGGCCGACCGACGACGUCGACGGGACCCCGACCUGGCACUUCAAAUCCUUUCCGCCAACUCGUCGAACAGCAGCAGCAGCAAGGUCAAACAGGAGCAGGAGAAGGAGGAUAUCUUGACGGGUCUAGCCAACCACCGCCCACCUACAACUCACGCAACCCAUACUCUAACUACGGAUACGACGCUUCGGAGAGGCCGCCACCAUCAUCUUACGGUACCCGGCCACCACAGUCGUCAUACGGGUUUGGAAGGGGAGGAGGGGGAAGGGGGUAUCCCGAAGACGAUUAUGAAGAAGAGGAGAGCGACGACGAAAAUGUGUUUGCUUUCCUACCACCCACGACCGCCGAUUUGGAGGAAGAGAAGAGGAGGAAUGAAGAGGAGGAAAAUCGGAGGAGAGAGCAGGAGAGGAUCGCUGCGGCGCAGGGGCAGCAGCAAGGUGACGGGGGUGUACAGCUGCAUUUGGGUUUGCUGGGCGCUGCUGGAUUGCAUCAACAUUAUCAACAGCAACAACAGCCGCAAGCCUCAACGUCGAUGAUGAAGCCUAUAACAGAUGAAGACCGCGCGAGAGAUUGGGAGGAGGAAGAGCGGAGGAGGAUUCGGGAGGAGCACUCAUUUGCCUUCUCGGUGGACACUCAGCCUGGACUAGGUGGGACUGCGGAGCCAAGUCCUACGCAUUCGACAGGGAGGAGGAAACAAUACCCGCCAACCGCUGAUUCAGAGGACUACGGCGGACCAUCGUACGAUCGCUCGCAGUUUACAUUCGCCUAUGCACCCCCCGUCACACCGCCCAGCACGGACAGCAACGGACCCAGUCGCGCUGGGCUGGGAACGUCUGAUCAGGAUGGCUUUAAGAUGACCAGACUUGACAGGGAUGGCAGACGGAGCGUGGAUGAGAGUUCGCGGAGGAAGAGCGGUGAACCUGAGCGCAAAAACAGCGAUGGGCGUUUGCAGGACGAGGAGAAGUAUAGAGAAGAUGAUAGUGUGACCGUUGCUUCGUCAGGGUUGGCAAGUCCGAAAGGGAAGGAGAACGAGGACCUGGAGGCGAACAGGACGGGGGUGGCCAAGGAGGUGAAGGAAGAGGAAGGAAGACCGGAGCCCGGCGUCUUUGGGAGGCAUUGGCAACAUUUCCAACCGAAUCCUGCGCGCUACAACUCGAAUUCGGGCCCAUACAAGAUGCACAGGGAGUACUAUUAUAACCAAGCUUACCCGCAGUAUGCGAAGAGUCGAGCCGGGUCAUCCGGUAUGGACAACUCUACCAAGGCUGGGGGGAGCAGCAGGAGGAGAAGGAGGAGACGUCAUCCACCUGGUACCGCCGACACGAAUGCAACAGGGAUGUCGACCGCGACGAGCGAGUAUCUGGCGUCUAGCGAGUACACCGAUAUGCCUGGCUCGACGAAGGAUCGCCCUGGUACCGGCUUCGACAGCUUGGGAUAUCUGAAGGAAACGAGUCAGAGCGAACUGGAUGAAUAUGACGAGGAUGAUUACGACGAGUACGAUGGGGAGAGUCGGGAAGGGAGCAUUAAGAUGCAAUUCGAUUUCGACGACAUUGAAGACGAGGAUAGUCCCUACCCUGAGGUCCGCGCCAGUGUGUCGAACAUCGACGAUCCGGACAUGCCAGCAAUGACCAUCCGAAUGUGGUUCAUUGGACUGGUGCUAUGUACAGCUUCGAGUGCCUUGAACGUGUUCCUGAACUUCCGGUACCCUGCACCUGCUGUCACCCCACUUGUGCUCCUACUCCUUGCCUACCCCAUUGGAAAAUUCCUGGCAUUCACCCUACCGAUUACCACCUACCGCAUCCCUCUCCCUUACAUCCCAUCUCGCCUUGUUCCUUCCAACCUGCCUAACGCCCUCUCCCGCGUCCUUGCACCUCUCACCUUCCAACACGCCAUCGAAUUCAGUCUGAACCCCGGUCCCUGGAACAUCAAAGAGCACGUCCUCGUGUACAUCAUGGCCAACGUCGCUAUCAACUCGCCGUAUGCCCUCAACGCCAUUGUCGUCCUCGAGGUCUUUUACGAGUUCCCCACGGGCUAUUGGUUCUCUAUCGUCCUCGUGUUGGCUACGCAAAUGACUGGAUUUGGCUUGGCCGGAAUGUGUCGCCGGUUCUUGGUCUGGCCUGCGAGCAUGGUGUGGCCUCAGAAUCUCGUGGCGUGUACGUUACUGAAUACGUUGCACGCUGAGGAUGAGGACGAUGGUAUUGGGAUGCUUGGCGGGCCUACGCUGGAGGAUGAUCCAAACACUGAAGGCGGGAGGAGGAGGAAGCGGGGCAUGUCUAGGUACAAAUUCUUCAUCUGGACAACGUUGGGGGGUUUCUUGUUCUACUUCCUACCUGGCUACCUCUUCCAAGCGCUCUCUUUCUUUUCGUUUGUCUGCUGGGCCGCACCGAAUAACGUCGUGGUCAAUCAACUGUUUGGCGUUUCAUCUGGAUUGGGUAUGAGUAUGUUGACAUUCGACUGGUCGCAAAUCACUUGGAUUGGAAGUCCGCUCAUGGUCCCUUGGUGGGCCGAGGUCCAUGUUUUUGUUGGCUUCGUCCUCUUCUACUGGAUCCUUACCCCUAUUCUUUACUAUACCAACUCAUGGCAGUCCGCAUACUUCCCCAUCAGCGCAUCCUCCCCUUACGACCGCUUCGGCAACCGCUAUGAUAUCGCCCGCGUCCUCAAGCACGAUGAUACCUUUGACCUGGAAGCCUACGAAGCUUACUCGCCGCUCUUCCUACCCGCUACUUUCGCCGUAACCUACCUCCUCGCCUUCUGUCUGAGCACAUGUGUGAUUGUUCACACUGUGCUGUACCAUGGACAUACCCUCCUCAGUGGGUUUAGGAAGAUUCGACCGGAGAACGAUGAUAUCCACGCCAAACUUAUGAGGAAUUAUCCUGAGGUACCGGAUUGGUGGUAUCUAUGCUCGUUUGGAUUGUUCUUUGCGCUUGCGAUAAUUGCCGUCGAGAUCUGGGAUACGAGCGUUCCUAUAUGGGCUUUAAUAUUGAGCCUUAUCCUUCCCAUCGUCUAUAUUAUGCCGAGUGGAUUUAUUUACGCGAUGACGGGUCAGGCUUAUAACCUGAACAUUCUAGCACAGAUCAUUCCUGGCACCUUGCUCCCCGGUCAACCUCUUGCCAACAUGGUCUUCAAAGCUUACAGCUUGCAGACACUGAGCGCAGGCAUCAACUUUACGCAAGACCUCAAGUUGGGACACUAUGUCAAGGUCCCGCCUCGGGCGACGUUCCUGGUUCAAAUGAUCGCUACCACACUUGCUGCGUUCAUCCAAGUCGGUGUCAAACACUGGAUCUUCUCGAACGUGAAGGACAUUUGUGACAAGAACCAGCCGAGCAAGCUUGUUUGUCCUCAUAGUCAGGUGUUCUACACAGCUAGUGCGAUCUGGGGUCUGAUUGGACCAACGCGGCAGUUUGGACCGGGAUCCCUCUACCACCCGCAUCUCUUCGCGACCAUCGUCGGUGUCUUCCUCCCCAUUCCAUUCUGGCUCUGGCGUCGUCGCUACCCAGACUCUUGGGUUAAAUGGGUAUCGACGCCUGUCAUUCUCAUCGGUGUAUCAUGGAUUCCACCCGCUACCGGCAUCAACUACAGCAGUUGGUUCUUGGUCGGGUUCAUCUUCCAAUACCUGAUUAGGAAGAGGAACUUUGCCUGGUGGAGUAAAUUCAACUACGUGCUGAGCAGCGCACUGGAUAGUGGGACCGUUAUUGCUGUCAUCUUCAUCUUUUUCACGCUUCAGUUCCCUAAGGACGGGAUUGAAGUCAACUGGUGGGGGAACAAUGUGUUCACAGGGACUGCCGAUUGGAGAGGGGAAUCGCUCCUCGAGGUGCCGGAGGGCGGUAUACCAUGGAAAAGCUGA